Messenger RNA from Gavialis gangeticus (Gharial), 2901 nucleotides. RefSeq names its product solute carrier family 25 member 32 (gene SLC25A32). The record is from RefSeq and is a predicted model, not a curated record. Gene Ontology annotation, molecular function: FAD transmembrane transporter activity; folic acid transmembrane transporter activity. Bases 28 to 996 code for a protein of 322 amino acids. Gene Ontology annotation, biological process: nucleotide transport; folate import into mitochondrion. The transcript is spliced from 7 exons. NCBI's taxonomy places the organism in Eukaryota, Metazoa, Chordata, Crocodylia, Gavialidae. Gene Ontology annotation, cellular component: mitochondrion.
CGCGGGGCUGGCGUGGGCUGAGGCGCUAUGAGCGAGGGGGCGGCGGAGAGGCCGCGGGGUCCUGCGUGCGCGGUGUCCGCCCGGCCCGCGCAGUCCCCGCUGCGGCACGUGAGCUACGAGAGCCUGGUGGCGGGGCUCAGCGGCGGCGUCGUCUCCACGCUCGUGCUGCACCCUCUCGACCUGGUCAAGAUCCGCUUCGCAGUGAGUGAUGGAUUGGAAUUUAGACCAAAGUACAAUGGGAUUCUGCACUGUUUGACCACUGUCUGGAAGCAGGAAGGACUACGUGGCCUGUACCAGGGGGUUACUCCAAACAUGUGGGGUGCAGGUGCUUCCUGGGGCCUGUACUUUUUCUUCUAUAAUGCCAUCAAAGCCUACAAGAAGGAGGAGAAGCUAGAAAGUCUUAGUGCAACUGAACACCUAGUGUCAGCUGCAGAGGCUGGAGUCAUGACCCUUUGCAUUACAAACCCAAUAUGGGUAACGAAGACACGGCUUGUGUUACAGUAUGAGGCUGGUGUUAAUCCGUCAAAGCGUCAAUACAAAGGAAUGUUUGAUGCUCUUGCAAAGAUAUACAAGAAGGAGGGCAUACGUGGUUUAUACAAGGGAUUUGUGCCUGGUCUGUUCGGAACUUCACAUGGUGCACUUCAAUUCAUGGCAUAUGAGGAUUUGAAAACAAGAUACAGUAAAUAUAAAAACAGACCAUCAGAUACAAAAUUGAACACUGCAGAAUACAUUACAAUGGCUGCACUAUCCAAAAUAUUUGCUGUGUCAGCAACAUAUCCAUAUCAAGUAGUACGAGCUCGUCUUCAGGAUCAGCACAAUACGUACUCUGGAGUGGUUGAUGUUAUCCGCAGGACAUGGAGGAAAGAAGGAGUUCAAGGAUUUUAUAAAGGGAUCGUUCCCAAUGUGAUCAGAGUGACUCCUGCCUGUUGUAUUACCUUUGCAAUGUAUGAAAAUGUAUCUAGUUUUUUGCUUGGUUUAAAAAAGAAGAGUAAUUAAAGGUAGGCACAUUUGCAUCAAGAAAAAAUUAUCCUUUGUUUUAAAGUAUUUUUUCAUCUAGGACAAUAUUGUACACAAAUCUGUCUUGAUUGUGGAUUGAUCUAGUGAUUUGAUGAGAGAAUUUGGAGACAGCAGCUCUGGCUUCCUUAUCUUGUGCAGUAAUGUCCCCAGAUCACUCCAUUUACCUCUUCUCUGAGAAUCAACCUCUGCGUGGAACUGAAAUAAUAUGGUGGCUGGGCAAAAACAGUCUUGGAACAGCUCUGAUUAUCUUAGUCCUUUGAACUGAUCCCUCAGAAAAGUAAAGGGAGCUAACUUCUACUUCUCUCUAAUAAAGCUGCACCUGGUGUCCACAGUGUAGUGUCAAAAUUUUGAUGGCUUUCAAAUCUGCUAAUGCAGGUCCUCUGUCUGCUGUCUCCUUGUGAAAUUGUAUAUACACUUCUCAGUGAAAUUCAGGAUCUCCUAAAUCCUGACAAAUUGCAGAUAAGUUUCAUUGCUCAGAAUGUACCAAGCCAGUGUCCUCCACUGCAGCAAGGGUUGCUUGAGAUGAGGCAGCUGGGUACAGUAUAAAAAGGCAGAGGUUUGGUUUGCUCCAGUACAGCAUAGUGGGAGGGGCAUGCUGUCUACUCUGCAUGUUUCAUAAUCUGCUGAAGUCCCAGUUUUAGGAUAACACCCACAGCAUCUUGCAAAAUGGGGCAUUUUUGCUGCAUCAAACCAAAGUCAUUUUAAUCUGUCACUGGCCAUGUACUCCACUUCUUCUUCGUAUCUUUGUUAAUGGCAUUACAUUCAAACUCUGGGAUAAUGUAAUAAAUGGAUGUUUAGAUGGACUUAAUUUUAAAAAACAAAACUUGGUGCUUAUUUUUGUAAACUACAUUUUUUCUAAUAUGGAGUAUGGCUUUUUCAGUGCAGAUGAUCUUUCUUUCUUUUGAGCAUUAUGGUCUGAUAGCUAGCAGAGUGUACAUGUCCCUAUGUGGUCUCAAAACUAGCUUGAACAGGAGAAGGCUUUUUUUAUUUAAGGAGGAAAAAAACAGAUGCUUUCUCUUUUAUAAUUUAAGGGAAUGACUGUUCUCACCCAGGAGCCAGCAACCUUCUGUAAGCUGUGCACCAGAACAACUAGCCUCCAGUCCGGCACAGGCUAAGUGGCUUUUGGGGCUGCCUCUGGGGACAGGACUUUCCCUGAACCAAGGCCAGAAAGCUAGGAGCUGCACCCAUGCUAGAGAGCAGGAGGCCAUGGGAAGUGGCAGUACAGGUGCAGCUCCCAGCUGCCUAGCCCCCUUUGCAGGUAAAGCCCCCAGCUGCAAACAGGCUGCUGAAGCCAUUUGGCCCACAUCUGAGUAGAGCUGAGAAGGCAAGGAGAAGCAGCACAGGUACAGCUCCUCACCUCCUGGAACUGGGCAGGGUCACAAGCUACACAGACCAGGUGUCAUGUAUCCCUUUUCUAAUCUGUUGCAGUGCUUUGCCCAAUAAGCGGAUGAAAGUACGUUUCACAGAAAUUAAUUUGUAAAAAAAGCAAGGGAACAAACACAUUCUUCAAGGGAAAUGCUUUUCAGUGGUCUGUUUUUCUUAAUUCUGCAUCUGGAAAAACUAUCAUUAGUAAUAAUCAGGCUUCUAACUAGUGGUAUAAGACAUUCAGUGGAUUUGUGUAAAAUAUCAGUUAACUGAGGGAGACAGGAACUAAUAAAUCUGAGCAACACUUAUGCAGAAUGCAGGUUAGAUAAUCUCUACAAGCCAGACAGCUGACCUGCAGUCUCUGUUCCUGAAGAAACUUGGCAAGUUUGCUAUGCAAUAAUGAGAGAAUCUAUCAGGAACCCAUGACUGAUCUGAGUAAGAUUUAGUUUACACAUACAGAACUAGUUUUAGCUUACAAGACUGGACCUUAGGAAACAAAAAUUAAUUUAAAAUACUUAA